AGUGGGAAGAUUUAUCUAGGCGGACUUCAGUAAGGUUGUGAGUGCGAGGCAAUUUAAUUAGCUUUAAAUGAUGUUAAUGUAAUAAGUGUACGUGUUUACCUAACUUGUUUUUAAAAAUAAAAAGAACGGAGUGACUGACUGUAAAGGUUUUUUUUUUAGCAUACAAUUUAAUACCACUAUGAAGUUGCUCUUUCUGGCCUGCUUGAGUAAAAAUACGGGGAACUGUACAACCGCUGAAAGAAUAAGAGAGCACAUCGAAUCAGUAGGUCACACCUGUGUUCUUCAAGAUACAGCAGAUCUCAAGUCUUCAGAAAAGGUGGCACAUUUAAUAGCAGAAGAGCCAUUCUUCCAGGCUGCACUCGCCAUUCAUCUUUAUAAAGGAGGCAGGUUCCUGCUAGACUGCCAAGCUCCAUUUGGUGUUGUGUUUGGAGGAACAGACAUUAACGAAGAUGUAAAAGACGAAACAAAACGAGCAGUCAUGGGGAAGGUGCUAAAGAAAGCAAGAAAUGGAUCAGGAUCUUUCACAAGAAUGAUGUCCAGGAAGUCAAGUGGUAGUAGAAGACAUUGGUUUGCUGUUGCGUUCACAGAAAAACUGAAAGAAGAGGCAGAAACGUACUGGCCAUCCCAAGGCAUUAAAAUCUGUGUCCAGCCCCAAGGGAUCGAAACCAAAGCUACUGAAAACUUUAAUUGGGAUGGCUUUCUGAGAAGCACAGGGGUAAACUGUGAGAAUGUAGAAGAUCUGCAUGUUUUUCUGCUGGUCUGUGGCCUAAGAAGAGUCAAGGAUCCUUUGUAUCUAGUAGAUGUAUUUUCCGAAUGGCACCAGGAAGAUCCAUCUGUAAUUCUCAUAAUCAUUGGACCAGAGAUCGAUCCCCUGUUUACAGAGGAAGUGGAGGUGAAUGUUAAAAGAGCAAAAGGGGUCUUUCUGGCAGCAGAGAGAAGGCAGCAGGAUCUGCAUGCUGCAAUGAGGAGAUCAGUUGCCGUAGUCAACAGUUCAGUCUCUGAGGGGAUGUCAGCUGCCAUUUUAGAAGCAAUGGACCUGGAAGUGCCUGUUGUGGCCAGAAACAUCCCAGGAAAUGCAGCAGUAAUAAAACACGAAGAGACAGGACUUCUCUUUUCAAACCCACAGGAGUUCGUGGACCUGUCCAGGAAGCUGCUGGCAGAGCCCUCGCUGCGUGAGAGGCUGGUGUCAAAGGCGAAGAAGUACGUGAAGGAGCACCACUGCAAGGCCAAGGAGAAGGACACCUACCGGCGACUCAUUGAGCAGCUGCACUGAAGAUCAGCCAAGCUCCCUGAGAACCUCUUCCCAUACUCCGCUUUCUUGUCCUGGCCACAGCAAGAGAACAACGGCAAAUUCCAUACUGGAAAUAAACAGUUUCACCAGUCCAGGCCAUUUGAAAAGGGGCAUUUGUCUCCUUUGUUUCAUUUGUUAUUUUAAGACAUUUUUUAGGAAUAGAUGAUAAGUUUACUGCUCUUGUAUACAAGGUUUCUUUUUUUUAGUUUUUCUAGUCUUGUACUUCAUGGGAAUGCAGUAUUGCGCUUGACCAGGUUUGGAAUGUAACUUAAUAUUUUGCUGUACUUUCAAAGCAAUGUACUGUACAUGGAGGUUUUGUUUUGUUUUUUAAGGAAGGAAGAAAAGGAACAGGCAUUGGUUUCAAAUAUAAUGAAGUGCAAUUAAAACUAAAUUUCCUUGAAUGUUUUACUUACAGAUUUACAUCAGAAUAACGGUCCGGUGCACAAAAGUGAAGCAUUUAAGAAAUCCUACUCUAGCAUUUCUUUCACAUGUUAAACUGUGUUUUGUUGGUACACUUACUGUAAAGUGUACAGUAGCAGUAUCUUGUCAUUGCAAUAUAUUCAUAGUUUGUGAUCACAAAUAAUAUGCCAUUGUUAAAUGAUUAAUGGUUAACUUUUUAUCUUUUUCGAUGCAGUCAAAUGUAUUUUGUCUUCUGAUGCCAGAUCUUUAGGAUACCUAGAAUUUUUUAAUGUGAUGUUCUUCAAUUGGUAGGUACAAGAUAUGGAACAUGCACUAGGCAACCUUUUUCUUCAGGUAAGGUUUUGGAGAUCUUACUACUGUAGUUUUUUCUAAUAUCUGUACUGAUUCAUGUUUUUGCUGUUAUUUAUUGACCUUUAUUAUUACUAAUUUAUUAUUUAGCAUAAAUAAUGUCAAUAAUAGCAUUGAAAAUGACGGGUGCGGAACCACAAUACAUUUUUUCAAUGGAGUCAAAUACCGUACUUUCUCAUUUUUAAUCUUGAAAUUUGCCACAUGACUUAUUGUAAACGGCGCUAUUGCAGACACUUCAACCGAUUGUGUACUUGUUUAAUUUCGGCAGAUGAUUAAAAGCUUUCAUCUGUCAUUGUUUCUAAUUCAUUCAUCUGGAGAAAAAACAAUGGCAGCUGCACAGCCUUAAAAAAAUCCUGCAAUUUCAUAUUCCAAACCAUGGCAUUAAAAGGACUGGCUUAUUGACAAGUUACAAUACCAGCUCUAGCAACUAUGGAUCUUGCAACAGAGCAAAGAAAAAAGCCAGGCUAAUCCUUUUAACCUCCGAAUAAUCCAAGGCCCCCAAAACAGCAAAGCAUUGCUAAAUCUGUGCAUUUGAUUCCCUAGAAUUGUUGGGCCUGUUCUGGGUAAUGCCCUGUGUCAUUAUGUCAGUGUUACAACAAGGAGCUUGCUAUCCUGAAGUCUCCACUCAGCAGUCAAGUUACUUCAUGGUCCACUUCCAUUAACCUUUCUUAUUUUUGAUUACAUCUGGAUUCAUUUUUGUCAUAGCAUACAGCAGGUAUUUUCUGCACUAUGUCCACUUAUAAAACCACCCGACAUUGUAAAAGUCAUUAGAAAAAUUGUCGUGGGACUUUAAGGUUUUUCCAUUACCUGCAUCUACAAGACAAGAGUACUGUUGCAUACCAAAUCUCAGAGUGCCAUACAGCAGUGAAGCUUUGAGAAAUUUUAUUCCCUGGUAUUGCCUUACCUCCAUAUCUAAGUGGGAUCUGGGAACACCAGCUUGAAACAGGAGAUGUUGGAGGUACAGUAGGUUUUUCCCAGAGGUACUCUAUUAAAAAUAAAGAAAAAAUGAACAAGAACACAAAAUAAAUCGGCCCAGCUAUAUACCUUAGAGUACAAUUUACAUAAAUGAUAAAAUAUGUGCAUUUAUUUAAUACUUUUAUGUUGUGAAUAACAAUAUAUGUCUUGUCUUGAACACCUAUGUAAAUAAAUAAUUUUGUGCUUAUUAUUUA
Lepisosteus oculatus (spotted gar) is the source of this 3228-nucleotide messenger RNA. RefSeq names its product glycosyltransferase 1 domain containing 1 (gene glt1d1). NCBI's taxonomy places the organism in Eukaryota, Metazoa, Chordata, Actinopteri, Semionotiformes, Lepisosteidae. Gene Ontology annotation, molecular function: glycosyltransferase activity. The record is from RefSeq and is a predicted model, not a curated record.